AUGCUGCAGCAAGAAACUUUAUCUCGUGUACAGAGGCAACUAGAUGGAUUAAGUUCUGCUGAUUCGUCUCCUCUUUCUUCCCCUAAUGAUUUCUUUAAGGAUGAACCACAAGAACCUCUUCCUGCUGCUGCUGCUGCAGCAGCUGCUGCAGCAACAGCAACAGCAACAGCAGCAGAUGGUGCAGCAGAAUCUGCAACAGAUGCAGAUGCUGCAGCAGAUGACGAUGUAACAAUAACCUCGCCACCACCAGGAGCAGCAGCAACAGCAGCAGCAGCAGCAGCAGAAGCAGCAGCAGAUCCAGAGGGUGAGGAAGACUUUGAUAUCCAUAUGCUAUUAAAGGAAGGAAGACGUAAACGUCGUGCUGCUGCUGCUGCUGCAGCAGCAGCAGCAGGAGGAGGACAAGAGCAGCAGCAGCAGGAGCAGCAGCAGCAGCAGCAGCAAAAGAAGCAGCAAGUUAUUCUCCCCUCUGUAGAUGAGGCAUUAAGAGAAGGAGAAGAAAAAGCAAGAAGGAAGCAGCAGCAGCAGCAGCAAGAAGCAGCAGCAAGAGCAGCAAGAGAAGCAGCAGAAGAUCUGCAGCAUGUUGCUGCUGCUCGUCCUGCUAAUGCUGUUGUUAACAAACAAGAAAAACAACAACAAG
Eimeria maxima is the source of this 637-nucleotide messenger RNA. RefSeq lists its product as hypothetical. The annotation marks the transcript as partial. Lineage: Eukaryota; Apicomplexa; Conoidasida; Eucoccidiorida; Eimeriidae. The record is from RefSeq and is a predicted model, not a curated record. The transcript has a single exon.